AUGCAUAGGUAUAAAAGAUCUGAUGCAACCCCUCUAUCUUCUGAAGAUAUUCAGGAUAUUAUUAAAGCAAAAAAUUCAAUGAAGCGGGCAUCAGAAACCAUGGCUAAAAAAUACAAAAUAUCAUCACGACGGGUGUAUCAAAUCUGGCGAGGGCUAGAGCAUCCUCCUGAUCCUUUAUUAAAGAAAAAUAUUAAUUGGGAUAAAAAAAUCGAAAAUAAUUCUGAUAUUGUAUAUAGCAUUGAUACUUCUGAUACUCCUGAUACACCGCAUAGUACUACUACUUCGCAUAGUAUUAUUUUUUUUAUUAAUACCACAGAUGGUCCCCAUAUAAUGAAUAGAACUAAUACUCCGCAUAAUAUUGAUAUCAAUAUGGUUAAUCCAUCACCCAGAAGGUAUAUGCGCUCUGAUGCUACAAAAUUAUCUACUACAGAUUAUGAAGACAUCAUGCAAUACCGGGAUAUGAAGUCCAAGCCUCUAGAACAAUUAAGAAAGAAAUUUCAUAUAUCAACUUCUCUUCCGCUUUCUUAUUCAAGUACAAAUGCAAUAGAUAAACAGGAUAUACCAGAGGCCACUACAUUACUGGAAAACAUGAUCCGGGAUGUUUCACUAGAAUGUAAUACCACUUCGGAUAGCAAGAAAAAAAAGACUGGAGGAAAGAAUCCCAAGUCUAAGUCUGUUAGCAUCUCCGAUUCUAAAGAUCUAUCAGAAAGGGUUCUAGA
Molecule: messenger RNA, 719 nt
Organism: Dentiscutata erythropus
Lineage: Eukaryota; Fungi; Glomeromycota; Glomeromycetes; Diversisporales; Gigasporaceae
Source: the annotation of a GenBank genome assembly